Molecule: messenger RNA, 2535 nt
Organism: Portunus trituberculatus (swimming crab)
Lineage: Eukaryota; Metazoa; Arthropoda; Malacostraca; Decapoda; Portunidae
Product: kynurenine/alpha-aminoadipate aminotransferase, mitochondrial-like
Exons: 11
Coding region: 183-1451 (422 amino acids)
Biological process (GO): biosynthetic process
Molecular function (GO): pyridoxal phosphate binding; L-kynurenine:2-oxoglutarate transaminase activity
Source: RefSeq, a predicted model, not a curated record
GAGAGAGAGAGAGAGAGAGAGAGAGAGAGAGAGAGAGGUGGGUUGUGGAGUACGUGUCUCUUUCAUGUACCGAAUCUCAGCUGACGGACAACAACAAACCGAUAGUACUGUAACUAAUGUCGCUGGUUCGGGCGCUAUACAGUCUUGACUCUUAGGCUCCUAAGACUACACACACGCACCUGAUGAACUAUUCUAGGUUCAUAUCCAAACAGUCCUCCAGGAGGAAGCCAUCUUGCAUCAGUGAACUACGGAGGGCUUUAGAAAAUGGUUCUCCAUCACUGGUAUGGCUAGCUUCAGGAAUGCCCAGUCCUGAGAAAUUUCCAUUCCGGGAGAUGACUGUGACUCUGGAGGGAGGUAAGCAGCUGACCCUCAGCAAGGAGGCUUUGUCUACUGGUCUGCAAUACGGACCUUCACAGGGGUACCCACUACUUCGGAAGCAGCUGAAGAGAAUGGUAGAACAGUGGCACUCACCACCUCGUUGGGCUGAGAGUGACUUGUUAGUAACUGUGGGAAAUCAGGAUGGUGUAUCAAAGGCACUGGACAUGCUUCUAGAUCCAGAAGACUUUAUUGUUGUUCCAGAUCCUUGCUAUUCAGAUUUUCUGUGCAUGCUAACAGCUCUAGCACCACAGAUUGUGGCUGUUGGUGUGGAUGAUGAAGGAAUACGACCUGAUAUUUUAAAGUCGUCCUUGGAAAAAGCCAUCAGUAGUGGAUCAACAGGAAUACCUAAGGCACUAUACUUGGUUCCAAACUCUUGCAAUCCAACUGGUACAAACAUGAGCGAAGAGCGACGGCAGGAGAUCUAUGCCAUAGCACAACAAUAUGACCUCAUCAUUCUAGAAGAUGAUCCUUAUUUCUUUCUACAGUUUAAUGAAAAGCAACUGACAAGUUUCCUGAGUAUGGAUGUAGAUGGCCGGGUGCUGCGUUUUGAUUCCUUCUCCAAAGUUAUAAGUUCUGGGCUGCGUAUUGGCUGUGUGACAGGUGCUCCUCCAUUGUUGCAAGGAAUCACCCUGCAUAUGCAAGCCAGCUGUAUCUGUCCUCCAAUGCUUUCACAGGUUCUGAUCCAUGAGUUGUUAACAUUCUGGGGUGAUGAAGGCUUUAAGAAACAUAUAUCAGAUAUAUGUCAAUUUUACAAGGACCGUAGAGAUGCCAUGAUCCAGGCACUUGAAACCCAUCUGAAUGGGAUCUGUGAAUGGAUUGUUCCUGAAGGAGGCAUUUUUGUCUGGUUGAAGGUCUUGCAUCUGAAUGAUACUAGUGCAAUGCUGCUGGAGAGGGCAGCAAAGGGAGACGUUGUGCUAGUUCCAGGAAGAGAAUUUAUGGUGGACUCCACCAAACCAUGCCCCUACAUGAGGGCAGCAUAUUCCUGUGCCACACCAGAGGAAAUGAUGAAGGGCAUGGAGAAUUUAGCAAAACUCAUUCAGAAGGAAAUUGAGCUCCAGUCGACACACAAAUGAAUGCUUAACAUCACCAAACUAAUGCAGAUAUGAAGCUAUUUGUUGUUGUUGAUAAUAUUUAGAAAUUCUAUAUGUGAUAUUUUGAUAUUAGAGCUGUAAAAUCUGGUCAGUAUAAGAUGUCUAGUAUAUUUUAAGGAUCAAACCACUACAUUUGUACCAUACCUCCUACCAGUAGCUAUGCCACUUGUUGAUAUACUGAGAGCAGUAACUGAUGGAAGAAGUAAGGAAACAAAGAGAAAUAUGUACAUUUUAAGUUAUCAUUUUAUUCAGCAUCAUUAGUAUUGCAGUCUUCUUUUCUAAUGUCCUUAUAUCACUCAGUCUUUUAUAGUUUUGCACUGUUGCUGUGACCAGUAGAUGUCAAACAUGUCAAUAAAAAGACUGACAGAAGCAAGUAGGGAAAGGAAAAUGUGUACAGAUUAUACAUCAAACAAAAUCACAAGUGCCUCAGCUUUCCUUUCUUGGCUCUAUAGAUGUCUCAAUCUUUUGCUUUUAUACUAGUAGCAGUCCAGCAACCUAUAAAUGAAGAGGACUGUUGACUGAUGGAAGUAGUAAGGAAGCAGAGAAAUGAAUGCUAAUCAAAGCUAUCAUACAGUUUGACAAGUGCCACAAUCUUCCUUUAUUUGCUAUAUAAGUCCCUCUGUCUUUCACUUUUAUACUAGUUACAGUCCAACAACAUGUAAGAUAAAUAUAAAUUAAUAGAAGCAAGGAGGCUAAGAAAUAUCUAUUAUACAAAACACCCACUCCCUGCUGGAGUUAACGUACUUUUCAACAAAAUAUGAUAGAAUGGCGAUAGGUUUCUACUACCAAUUCAAAUUUAAGACCCCACUGCAAAGAUUGGAUUAAUUGGCAAGAUCUUCAGCUCAGUAACCAACAGCUCCAUCUCAGCCUCAUCUCCAGCCACUGAUAAUGUAGCCAGGUUCCUAACAAGUCCUGUGUAUUUCUUUGAAUAUCUCAGUCUUCCAAUUUUUAUGCACACUACUUCACUAUUUCCUGCCAUCCUUAUGUUUCUUGCAUGCCACACCUUUGGGAGGAUUGCAGGAAGGAGAAAAGGAAGAGGCAAAAAGGUGUUAAGUGAAAAGAAAUG